GCAGCCGCCGGCGGUGAGGCGGAGGCUCCGGCCGCGGCCCAGUCCCCCUCGCCCUCCGGGGAGGCGGUGCUGCUGUACCGGGACAAGUCGAACCUGUACCCGGGCGGCGUGCAGGCGGGACCCGGCGGGGCCGCCCUGCGCCCCAACGGGCAGACGAAGUGGCUGGUGCCGCAGCGGCUGGCGCUGGAGUACAUCGUGCCCUGCAUGAACAAGCACGGCAUCUGCGUGGUGGACGACUUCCUCGGCAAGGAGCUGGGCGGGCUGGUGGCCCAGGAGGUGCGGGCCCUCCACCACACCGGCCGCUUCACCGACGGGCAGCUCGUCAGCCAGAAGAGCGACUCCUCCAAGGACAUCCGCGGCGACAAGAUCACCUGGGUGGAGGGCAAGGAGCCGGGCUGCCAGACCAUCCGGCUCCUCAUGAACAGCAUGGACGAUCUCAUCCGACACUGCAACGGCAAGCUGGGCAACUACAAAAUCAACGGCAGGACGAAAGCUAUGGUGGCUUGUUAUCCAGGCAAUGGGACAGGAUAUGUGCGCCAUGUUGAUAAUCCAAAUGGAGACGGAAGAUGUGUUACGUGUAUAUAUUAUCUUAAUAAAGACUGGGAUGCCAAGGUAAGUGGAGGCAUCCUUCGAAUAUUUCCAGAAGGUAAAGCCCAAUUUGCUGAUAUUGAACCCAAAUUUGAUAGACUGCUAUUCUUCUGGUCUGAUCGCCGCAACCCUCAUGAAGUACAGCCAGCAUUUGCUACAAGGUACGCAAUAACAGUGUGGUAUUUUGAUGCAGAUGAAAGAGCACGAGCUAAAGUAAAAUAUCUAACAGGUGAAAAAGGUGUGAGGGUUGAACUUAAUAAACCUUCUGACUCAGUUGGGAAAGACGUUUUAUAAGCCUUUGAUUUAGCAACUCCCCUUGCUAUUCUCCCUGAUAAAUCUUGAUGCUAUCUAUUAACUUUUGAAUGUGAAUAACAAGAUAAAGGAAAAUCAACAACAAAACAACAUUUUAAUAAAGAAGCAAACAGUGUUUCAAUGUUGCAUCAAAUAGAAGAUUCUUUGACUGCUGAAGCAUUGUACUAUGUGAUUGUGACUCCAGGCCUGUGACUGCUUAUGUGAAGAAGAUAAGCAAUCAGUAAGAAACAGCAUAUGCAUCUGGACAUAAAUAAGUGCCCUACAUAGAAUUUGUUCAUCCUUAUAUUUUGCCAGACCUGUCAUCCAGCUGAAUCCAAUUCAUCUCUCCUUUUUUUAUAUGGUAAAAGUUUGAAUUUUGGGUAAUUUUUGUAUGACCAGGUACAGUUUAUCAAAAUUGAGUCUUAAAAAAAAGAAGAAAAACUGAAAAAAAAAGAAAAAAAUUUUCAGUAUUCUCCAAAAUAACAUGGAUCUAUUUUUGUAAAACUGUUGAUACUGUUCUCCUCUGCCAUGAAAGACCUAAUUUAAUGUAAGGGUUGCCAGUAACUGAUAAUCACUUUAAUUUUCUUUACACCUUAAGUCAGAAAAGGAGCACUUUAAUUACCAGCUAAGAACCUGAUUGUUUUAUAUCAUAUCUCACACUAAUCUUAACUUUUAAAGAUUGCUGCUGUAUUGUUUUUUUGACUAUGUCCUCUUGAACCUUAUUAACAGAAGCAAAUCAGUAUCUCGCUAUUAGUAACAUUCAGUUUGUGGUUUUGUAUGGAAGUUUCUGUCUCUGUUUUGUUUAUUUUUGGUUUGGUUUUUGGGUUUUUUUUUUUGGUUUGUUUGUUUAAGUGACUGGCACUAAGUGAACUUGACACUAUCGGUUGCUGUCAUUGGCUUUGGGGACCUGGUAAAUACCAUCAAGUUACAAAAAUAUACAAGGGCUUUCCUAGGCUAUUAGAGGUACCCAGAACCUCCUUAUGUACUUGACGGGAAAUUUUGAGCUUUCUCCCUUUUCUAAAGAAUACUUGCCACCCCCCUUUCCUUUGUAUAUAAGUUAAUAGAAUAUCUAAAAUUCACAUUAUUUUUUUUUUUUCAUUUCCUUUUCAAAUGUUGGUGUCCCAAGCAGUCUGUAAAUUGACACCUUGAUCUAUUAUAUAGUAUCAAGGAGAUGGUCAGCACACUGAAGCUGAAGUGCAUCACUGUAGGCUCCUUGUGCAAUACAUCUUUAGGUUUUCACUGUGCUGAAGGAUUUCCCCAAAAAGGCACUGCCCUUUGAUCAAUACUGAGGUAUAUAUUUAGUAAGAAAACUUUUAUUUUCUUUGACAUUGUUUUCAUUUUGUCAAGGAAAUGGGACAUCACAGAAUAAAAGUGAAAUGUGCAGAAACUUUGAUAUUCUUAUUUUUAAGAAAUGGAUGGUUUGGACACUGAUUUAUUUUUUUUCCUCCUUUUUCUUUUUUUUUUUUUUUUUUUUUCCUGAGCUUUAAAAGCUUGAGAAAACAAAAACAAACCUAUAAAAGACAGCAUUCAUAUUUACAGGAGUUUGGGGGUUGAUCAGCUUACCCACUGCAGUUUUCUAUCUGUCCCUUAUUUCCUUACUUAGCCAAAACAAUGUGAGUGUACAGAAAUAUUUCUGUAUAUAUUACAACUUGUGACAAUUUUAGCAUCUGUAUAGUUUGUAUUCAAUUAGAGACCUUUUCUAUGGAAAGCUCAGUAAUUUUUUAUUAAAAAGAUUACUAUUGUUCAUGUAAAACAUGAAAAAGCUAAUUGUUUAGUAACAAACUGACAGAAAGGGGAAAAAAUUCAGUAUCGGUAUAUCAUUUAGGAGAACCAACAGAAAUCCCAGUUUUGUUUUGAUUUCGCUUUUCCUUUUUUUAGCAAGUUCUUGCCCUUUACAGUUCUCUUCCUCUUUCCUCUUUUCUUCCCAGAAAAACAGACAGGAUACCUUUACUGUAAGUGCCUCUGCCAACCUGGCCAAGGAGUGCAAAUCUUCAUUACUGUCUGGUCUGCAGUGCAUUUAGGCUACCAGUGAAACAAGCAAAAAAGCCACCUCUUCCACUUCAUCUUCUUUAGUUCUACUUUAACAGAGGUUUGGUUGGUUUUGUUUUAGAAAUGUAAGCAUAAGCCUUUAAACUCAUUUCAGUCCCUCUGUAAUUCAAACUUCUGCAGUUACACGGCAUAUCAAAUUCUAAUCACACUGUAGGUUUGUGCUUGCCAGACAGGUUUUAAAAAGUGCUUAAUUUUUUCACUCCAUGUAAGUCAUUACAAUAGGGUCAACAAAUCAGGUCAGCCAUUUCUUCCAUGUCCUUUAGAAACUGUUCAUUUCAUGUCGGUUGAAUAUUCAGUCUUGAGCAUCACCAAGCAGGUCGUUGUUUUAAAACUAUUUUUUAAACUGUCUUAUGAUCUGUACGUGUCUAGUCCUGGUUAAAGAUAAAGCUUCAUAAUGCUAUUUUUAUUCAUGAUGUUAGCCAGCUGUAAAAUAUGAGACCUUUAUCUAUAGCAGGCAAAGAAAUUCAGGAUUCAUUUACAGGUUGCCUAUAAAGUUGUGUAAUUUGAAAAGCAGUGUUCAUUAUGAGAGAGCUCUCAAGUUGCUUGUAAAGCUAAUCUAAUUAAAAAAGAUGAUGUAUAAAGGUUCUUGAAA
Messenger RNA from Calidris pugnax (ruff), 3520 nucleotides. RefSeq names its product egl-9 family hypoxia-inducible factor 1 (gene EGLN1). Gene Ontology annotation, cellular component: cytoplasm; nucleus. Gene Ontology annotation, molecular function: L-ascorbic acid binding; ferrous iron binding; peptidyl-proline 4-dioxygenase activity. Gene Ontology annotation, biological process: cellular response to hypoxia; peptidyl-proline hydroxylation to 4-hydroxy-L-proline. The annotation marks the transcript as partial. Lineage: Eukaryota; Metazoa; Chordata; Aves; Charadriiformes; Scolopacidae. The record is from RefSeq and is a predicted model, not a curated record. The transcript is spliced from 5 exons.